Messenger RNA from Entrophospora sp. SA101, 2703 nucleotides. Lineage: Eukaryota; Fungi; Glomeromycota; Glomeromycetes; Entrophosporales; Entrophosporaceae. The record is from the annotation of a GenBank genome assembly.
AUGGCCAAAGAACAAGGUGGUGUCCUUUCCGGUCACAAUCCGGCUUCUUAUAAUGCUGGCGAACCGAUUACUUUAUUCAUAAUACAAGCAGUUCUCAUCAUCUUCUUUACACGUAUUGUCCAUUUCGCGAUAGCACCUCUACGACAACCACGUGUUAUUGCCGAAGUAGUUGGUGGAAUUUUACUCGGUCCAUCGGUUAUGGGUCGUAUUCCUGGAUUUCAACAAGCCAUCUUUCCUAGCGAAUCCAUUCCUUUGCUCAAUCUACUUGCAAACAUUGGUUUGGUCUUGUUCUUGUUCAUUGUUGGUGUGGAAUUGAAUCCAAAAAUAUUGAUAAAAUAUGGUAGAACUUCUGCUACGAUUUCGAUAGCUGGAAUCCUUUUACCUUUUGCUUUUGGUGUCGGUGUAGGUUAUGGAUUGUAUACUCAACUUAGUGAUCAGUCUGUUCCUUUUAGUAGUUACCUACUUUUUAUUGGUGUCGCAAUGUCAAUUACGGCCUUUCCAGUACUUGCACGUAUUUUAACAGAAUUAAAUUUAUUAAAAACAGUAGCAGGAUUAACGGCAUUUUCAGCCGGCGUUGUAGAUGACGUAGCUGCAUGGAUAUUAUUGGCUUUGGUUGUUACAAUCAUCAAUUCAUCAAAUAUGCUUACCGCAUUGUACAUCUUGUUACUUGCUAUUGCUUGGGUUCUUAUAGUAGUGUUUGCCGUUCGUCCUUUAUUAUUAUUUUUUAUUCACAAGACUGGAAGUAAUGAUAAUGGUCCAACAUUGACAAUGACCGCCAUAACAUUGUUAACGGUGCUUACUUCUGCUUUUGUUACAAACAUAAUUGGUAUUCAUGCCAUUUUUGGUGGUUUUGUAAUUGGUGUUAUUAUGCCGCACGAGGGUGGUUUUGCUGUUGGUAUUACUGAAAAAAUUGAAGAUUUAGUUAAUGUUUUAUUUUUACCAAUUUAUUUUGCAUUAUCGGGAUUGAAAACACAAAUUGGACUUUUGAGUGACCCUAAUGCUUUUGGAUGGGUGAUUUUAGUUACGGUGGUUGCAGUUCUUGUUGAAUUGAUUGUUCUUAAUAUUGGUUAUGAUGCUGGAGUUAUUGAUGCCAAAGUUUUUGUUAUCAUGGUUAUAAUGGCACUUAUAACAACAUUUGCUACAACACCGUUAGCAAUAUGGAUAUAUCCACAUAAAUAUCAACGAAAAUUCGAACACAAACCUGAAACUAAUAAUAAAUUGGGUGAUGUUGACGAAAAAGAAGUGACUGGUCACUCAGCUUAUUCAUCAUCAAAGGCAAAAAAGGAUAAAAAUUUAUUGGUGGUUUUAGAUAAAGUUGAAUUUCUUCCAGCUAUGAUGACACUCAUUCAACUGUUACAAACUUCUUCAUCGCUUUAUCCUGCAUUAUCAACAAUAUCAACUACUGAUCCUCAACCCACUUCCUCGACAAGAGAUUCUACCGCAACAACAACAACUACCACUGUAACCACUUUAGCAAAAAAUUCCGAUUCCGUUACUGAUAAAGCAACUGUUGCUGUUGAUAAGAAAAGAAAAAAUUCAGCAUCGAGCUCAUCAGAUGGAAAUAGUAGUGGUAGUUUGACCGUUCACGUGCUAAGGCUUGUGGAAUUGACACAACGUAUAUCAACAGUUAUUAAAUUCAGUGAAAGUGAAGAAACUAUUUUGCACGAUCCAAUUAUGAAUGUAUUUAGAACUUUUGGCAAAUUAAAUUUUGUCAAUGUUAAACCUAAUCUUGCCAUAGUAUCGAGACAAGAUUUUGCUCAACAAAUAGCAGAUAGUGCCAGUGAAAACCAUGCUGAUUCGGUUAUUGUGCCAUGGGGUGGUGCAGGUGCUGUUAUUGAGGACCCAUCGAAUAUGUUUGAAGAGAUGAUUGGAUCACAUAAAAAUAAAUCAACUAGUCCUCAAGUAUCAAAUUAUAUUCAAGGGGCUUUCAAUCUAUUGUCGGAGCAGGCUAAUGUUUUUGUUUUCGUUGACAGGGGACUUGGUUUUUCAAGACAAAAAACUUCUAAAGAUUUGCCCGCUUCGACUUCAGGCGGGUUUGUCAAAAUUUUCUUACCGUUUUUUGGCGGUAAAGAUGAUAGAGAGGCGUUAAAAUUUGUUGUGAAGUUAGUCAAAAAUCCUAAUGUUGAAGUUGAAGUUAUGAUAAUCAUAAAAUCAAAUGAACCAACGGAUAAUGAUGCAGUUUUGGAAACUAAUUUGGCACUUCAUGAAGGCGAAGAAGAACCUGAAGGUUCUGUUAAACCACCUCUUACACACAAGGUUUCAAUUGCAUCAACGGUUCUUAGUGGUGGUGAAGGACAUGAAUCAAAAAAAUUGGAUGAUGAACUAAUUGAAAAAUACAAAAAACAAAAAAGUUCAAAUAGUCGUAUCAGAUAUACUGAUGUGUUGUCAGCGACACCAUUACAAACUGCGGUUGAGAAAGCCAAGAAAAUAGUGGAACGUAAAGAUUUGGUAGUCAUAGGACGUGGUAGAUAUAGUAGUGGCGCACUCAAUCAUAGAGCUGAAUUUUUGGAGGUGAUUAAGAAUAUUGGAGGUAGUUAUGGUGACGAGACACGUAAAUCUUUGGGAGACGUUGCCGAAUCAUUUUUGUUUGGUGGAGUUUCUUCAAGUAUUUUGGUAGUGCAAUCAAAGAAAACUUCUAAAACCGUCAACACCAAUAAUGAAGACGAUAUUAUCACUGAAUCUAGGGUCGUUGAUAUUGUUUAA